Hansenula anomala is the source of this 1740-nucleotide messenger RNA. RefSeq lists its product as uncharacterized. Gene Ontology annotation, molecular function: monooxygenase activity; oxidoreductase activity, acting on paired donors, with incorporation or reduction of molecular oxygen; iron ion binding. Lineage: Eukaryota; Fungi; Ascomycota; Saccharomycetes; Phaffomycetales; Wickerhamomycetaceae. Bases 154 to 1740 code for a protein of 528 amino acids. The transcript has 2 exons. The record is from RefSeq and is a predicted model, not a curated record.
GUAAAGCUGAAAAGAAAACAUCUAGAAACUAGAAAACUUGAUCAAAGAUCAAAAAAUAAAAUAAAAUUUAAAACAAAAUAUGUUGACAGACAAAUUCACAACCAGUGACGUUUUGGACCGUUUCAGUAUUCUAUACCUUAUGUUCAAUGAUUGAUGAAAUUAGAGAUACUAAUUGUUUCCAGAUGUUGGUUGUUAUUGGAUUUUAUUGGAAUUCUAGCUCCAACUAGAAUUAAAAACCUUCCAUCAGUUCCAGGUUAUCCAAUUGUUGGUAACCUAUUUCAAGUCUUAUCAAAUCCUGCUGAGAGGUAUAUGAAAUGGGCAAAAACACAUGGUGAUGUCGUCCAAAUGAGAUUGGGUACAAGAAUGGUUGUUGUUGCUAAUUCGUAUGAUUCUGUCAAGGAAUUAUGGAUCAAGAAUAGAGAUGCUAAUAACUCAAGACCUAUCUUGUAUACGUUCCAUUCUGUUGUUUCCAAAACACAAGGAUUUACCAUUGGUACAACUCCUUAUGGUGAAUCUUACAAGAAAAAGAAGAAGAUUGUGGCAACUUCAUUGAAUAGGAAAAUGGUUGAAGAAUUGAGAGGGUUGAUCAGUGAUGAAUGCACAAACAUGUUCAAGAGAAUAGAAGUUCAAAGAGAUCUCAUUGAACAUCAUUCAAAAGACAAGGAUAUUGAUUUGUUCAAACUACUUCAAGGUUUUGUUUUAAGAGUUAGUCUUUAUAUCACAUACGGGUAUCUUGUUAAGGUUGAACAUAGUGACAAAUGUAAAUUGUUUGAUGAGAUUACUCAUGUUGAGAAUAUAAUUGUUCGGUUAAGAGGUCAUAGCUCCAAUUUACAAGAUUAUCUUCCAAUUCUUAGGUUUAUUCCUUUUGGGAAAAAGACAGAAAUGGCAAAUAAUUUUAGAGAUAGAAGAGACAUUUACAUGGCCAAAUUCAUCAAUGGCUUGAAGGAAAAGAUGCUAAAUGGAGAAGAUUAUGAAGAAUCUAUUGUUAGUAAGGCCCUUCGUGGGUGUCCCGAGUUUCCUCAAGUUACUGAAGAUGAACUAAAAUCUGUUUGCUUGACCAUGGUUAGUGCAGGUUUAGAUAAUACACCAUUAGUUCUCAAUCACAUACUGGGUCAUCUAUCACAACCUACUACUGGCGCUGCCAUGCAGGAAGUUGCUGUUACUGAAAUUUUAAAGCAGUAUGGUGAUUUGGAGACUGCGUACAAUGAGUGUUGCGCUGAAUAUAAGGUUGAUUAUGUCGAGGCCUUAUUGAAGGAAGGCCUUAGGUAUUUUUCAGUUUUACCAACAAGUUUACCUCGUGCAACAUCAAAGGAUAUCAUCUAUAGAGAUGCAGUGAUACCGAAGGGAACAAUCAUGUUCAUGAAUGCAUUUGCAGCUAAUCAUGAUACAAGACAUUUUGAAAAUCCAUAUUACUUUGAACCCUUGAGAUACCUAGAUGCUGAUAAAAAAUUGAAAGUUAUGGAGGAAGGUACAAAUCUAUUUACAUUCGGAGCUGGUUCAAGAAUGUGUGCUGGGUCACAUUUGGCCAUGAAGGAGAUGUAUGUUGCUUUAACUAGAUUAUUGAUUCUAUAUAAGAUUGAACCACCUUUGGAUAGGAAUAAUCUUAUGGAGUUGAAUCCAUUCAAAUUGAACUCAAUACCAGAUUCAGUUGCGAUUGAGCCAUUUGAGUUCAAAGUGAGGCUCAAGGUCAGAGACCAGAAGACGUUUCAAAGAUUAGUUGGAGUUGAACCUUUGAUAUAG